UUUUCUAAAAUUUAUCAGAAAUUUUUUUUUAGAAUUUUUUAAAAGUCAUUAUAGCAACAAAAAGAAAAUGUUUAUUUAUAUGCCUUGUAUAUUUUGGCAUGAUCGUAAAGGAAUAUUAUUUAUUGAUGUUUUACAAAAUUCAACAGCUUCAGGAGAAGAUUUAGUUCCAAUAUAUAAAAUUGUCACAGCCAGCAUUCAAAAAGAAAUUCGUGUUUGGAAUUUCCGUUUUGAUCCAAUUGAAAUUUCUGUCCCGAAAAAACAACAAAUUGAAGAGUCAAAAGAAGAAGAAGAAAAUAAACAACCACAAAAUGAAGAUAGUAUUGUUUUUGUGGAUUCUAAAGGAGAAAAGGAAGAGGAAAAAGAAAAUGCCGUGAAAGAUAAGGAGGAUGCUAAUAAAAUUUUGGUGAAUGAGGAGAAGAUGCAGCAACAAAAUCAGCAAGGUUUUUGUAAAAUUUUUGGGGUUUUUAACUGGGUAAUUAUUGUUAGAGGUCCACAUCGAAGUCCUAUUCCUAAAAGACUCCCCAGAGGAUCUACUUCAGCUUUAUCGACACCAUGUUUUAUUCAUAAGUAUAAUCAGGGGAUAUGA
Meloidogyne enterolobii is the source of this 586-nucleotide messenger RNA. NCBI's taxonomy places the organism in Eukaryota, Metazoa, Nematoda, Chromadorea, Rhabditida, Meloidogynidae. The record is from the annotation of a GenBank genome assembly.